GCAAGCGUAAGCGCUGUGAUCCGAAAUUGCAACCGCAGUGGGCAUUGCGGUUUUGUAGACAUGCUCGCUGAUCGGAUUACGCGGCAUCUCGGGAACCCCAGCCACGGCCUGUGGGGCUGGCUACUAAAAAAGUUUUUUGAGCGGAAUAACAGAUUUCUGGAGGCGACUGCCGUGAAGUUGUGUAAUAUCCAGCCCGGGAAUGUGGUGCUGGAACUGGGAUUCGGCCCAGGUCUGGGCCUGCAGGAAGCUGCCCGCCGCCUCACACACCCCCCGGGCAAACUGUACGGCUUGGAUAUCUCGGAGUACAUGCAUGAUGUGGCCAGCGAGAGGAUGCGGGCGGAGAUACUGGCGGGCAAAGUGAAACUGUUCGUGGGUAGCGUCGAGCAAAUCCCUCUGGAGGAAGGAGUGGUGGACAGGGUUUAUCACUGCAACUGUUACUACUUCUGGCCUGACCUGCGAGUAGGGAGCAGGGAGAUCCGGAGAGUGAUGAAGCCAGGAAUUCUGCAGAUGCUGGAAAUUCAAGCAACUGUAGCAAUGUGCUACACACAGCGCUAGAAUAACCACACGGAGUCGAUGCUGCCUGAACUCGUGUGUGUGUUGCUCCAGAUUUCCAGUAUCUGCAGAAUCUUUUGUAUCUAGGCCUUGUUACGUACCCCGUAACUGGGUUGCCAAACCAGCAGAAAUGGAUCACUCAGUUGGAGUCUGGAGUACUAGAACUAAGAAAGUUUUAUUAAAGAAACAAGCAACACAGUAAUCGAAAGGAUAAUAAAUGCAACAAUUCAACAAUGAUAACCACACAUGUGCACAGAAUUAAGAUAACAGCAUCAAUCAAGCUCUAUCAUUGUCUAGGGGUAAAUGACCAAUUUCAAAAUGACUCAAAGUUCAGUCCAGUUUAGUAGUUCAGUUCGCAGUAAUCGUUGCCAUGGCGAUGGACAAGGUGGGGGAAGAGAGACAGAAUAGGAACAACUGAUCAUUCAGAACACUGCUUCACUCACAGACCAGCGGGAUGGCUCACAGACCAGCGAGAUGGCUCACAAACAGCUUUUGGGCAGGUCCUUGGUGAUGUCACCUGAGGUCACCGACUGUGACCCCUCCUCCAGAUGCGGUCGAUCCUCUGCAGUGAACCCGGCACCCAGGCAAGGGCGGACACACACCGGGUUCCCGCUGAUCGUACCUUUCCACCCUUGUCGUUGUCCGGUACUUCUCACCCACUCGUGAGAAGCGCACCGCUUCCAGGGUCUCGUUACCUCGGGUGGCGUGUGUGUGUGUCUUAGCGAACCUGUCCCCUUUUUAUCCCCCUGCUGGGGUAUCGCCUGUCCAUCACUUCAAACAGUUCAGGGUUCAAAGGGGGGAGCCGCUCCAGACAGCUCUUCCUCCCACAUCCCUUCAUUACACAUCCCCAGACGCUGCUCCAUUGUUCCUUAUCUCUCCUUCCCCUGAGGGCAGGUGGCAGACCAACUGCUGAUGCCACUGAUGCUAGCCCAGGCCAGCAAACAUCUUAAUUUUAUGUGUAUUCUCGUAACAGCCUCUAUGUCAGAUUUCCCCCUCAAGCAUUCUUCCCUUAUAGGCUGCUCUUGACAGUGAACUCACUUCAAAGACGUCCAGCAAGCCUGACUGUUUCCUCCUUUUGCACUGGACAGGGGGGCUGAUGGUCACAACCUUGCGUCUGGAGUUGUUGCAGAAGAUGGUUGCCACUGGACUGCUGAAGGGGACAAAGUGGCAACCUGAGCCAUACAUGGAGGCUCUCCUUGAGUCCGGAUUUGUUGAUGUG
Molecule: messenger RNA, 1771 nt
Organism: Mobula hypostoma (lesser devil ray)
Lineage: Eukaryota; Metazoa; Chordata; Chondrichthyes; Myliobatiformes; Myliobatidae
Product: arsenite methyltransferase-like
Exons: 3
Coding region: 61-555 (164 amino acids)
Biological process (GO): sterol biosynthetic process
Cellular component (GO): endoplasmic reticulum
Molecular function (GO): sterol 24-C-methyltransferase activity
Source: RefSeq, a predicted model, not a curated record